Molecule: messenger RNA, 1380 nt
Organism: Selaginella moellendorffii
Lineage: Eukaryota; Viridiplantae; Streptophyta; Lycopodiopsida; Selaginellales; Selaginellaceae
Exons: 9
Coding region: 33-1244 (403 amino acids)
Source: RefSeq, a predicted model, not a curated record
UAGGGCUUUUGGAGUUUUAGGGUUCUAGCGCAAUGCCUGUCGCGGAGGACAUCCCUGCGGAAGCUCUGGAGGAGGCGCUGGAUUCGCCGCCGGCUGUCAUGGAUGAUUCUCCUGCUGCGCCAGCCGGAGAGCGAUCUUCCGAGGUAGAUUCAGGAGAGAAGGAGAGCGCCACCGAGGAGAAAAGCAGCGAGAGCAUUGAGGCGACAGAGAAUGGUGCCGACGCUCCCAAGGAGGUCGAUGAGAGCGCUGCGGAGAAUAUCGCGCAGCCGGAGGUGCCAGAGGAAUCGAAAUGGGCGGCGGAGGAAGUCCAGGGGCCGGAGCUAACGUCGGAUCGAGUGCAAGGAGCUGAGAAAGAAGGCCACGAGGAGGAUCUCCUCAAGGAAAAACAGGAGGAGAAGAAUGGAGAAAUGGAGAAGGAGAGCAGUGAGGACGUGGUGAACGCAUUGUAUGAGAGGAUGAGCUCGGCCGUGGCGAGCGCUCACUCGGACGGGAAGAAGGACAAGGAUCACGAUCGCAAAGACCCAGUUGUGGACUCGGUGAUGGCGGUGGCGGCUCCUUUUGUGGAAUUCGCGGUGGCUCAAGCACAGUUUUUGAAGAAUGGCAUGUCGGAGACGACGGACGUUGCCGUGAGAGCGGCAUGCAACCAGCUUAGCGAGCUCCAGGACUCGUCCACCACUCAGUACUACUACGCGAAAGACAUGUUUUGGAGAUUCAAGCGGGAGUACCGGGAGUACGAGAACGUUUUCUUCUCAACUUUGAAAGAUGGUGUGAAAGCUGCUACUGCUAGUCCUGGAAUGGCUGCAAUGGUGGCAACGGGUGCGGCAUUUCUGUUCUUACGACGCCCCAGAAGGCUACUGUUUAAGUACACGCUGGGACGUUUCCGGAGCCAAGAGGCGAUGGCAGCAAGCGCGCAGAAGAAGGUGGUGGAGCUGCGUGAAGCUCUUGAGCUACAGAAGAACGAAAAGAGAAAACUCGAGGAGAGGUUCAGGCUUGCGGAAGAUGAAUUUCUGAGGGGCCAGUCGAAAAUGGCGAAUGCUGGAAGUCAGAUUCGUUCGCUUGUCAAGAGCAUGUACAAAACAGAGAACCAUGCGCAAGGACUCUUGGAGAAGCUGAGAGACAUGUCUGGCAAACCCGCCUUUCAUCUGCGAGCGGAGGUGGCAUCAAUGGCUUCCGAGGCAAAAGCACACAGAUCUUCGCUCGACAGGAACCUCUACAGAAUCGCAAGCCACAACAUCCGUGUUUGAGUUUGUGUUUGGUUCUCUCUUUUUUUGUUCGGCCCGGAAUAAUCCGAGAGACGGAAGUAGAAAAGUUGCUCCACAUUGUAUCAUUUUACUCGGGAUUGGCCUUGCGAAUCUACUCUUCUUCUUCCUUCCAGUGGGA